UACGGAAAAUCCCGGGAUCUCAAGCUCCAAAACAUGUCAAGUUGUCCGCAUGAACGUCACUACCACGCGUUUAUUGAUAAAGCUGUUGCAGAACUAACAAAAGCUCUCAGUGUCUAGAGUACAAUGUCACAUGGACAUGGAUAUUCUAAAAAGACCUGGCAUCCCUGAAGACGCGGUCCAAUAUCAGCUAUUUCUGGUUGCUGCUGACCCCUCAGCUCCGGAGAAAAGCCUCCAGCAGAUCCUGCAGGACAUCCUCGCUGAGAUCACCCCUCUCCUGGUGCCCUACAUCUGGCAACAUCAGCCCUUCAAUCUCACACACCACCCGGAGAAAGGGGAUGUGCCAGCACAUCUGGGUGGUGUUACUGAGUUUGGUGAUAAUGUGGAGGAUGAAUGGUUCAUCGUUUACCUGCUCAAACACAUCACACACACCUUUAGUGCCAUAGCUGCAGUUGUCUAUGACAAUGACGGACAAUUUCUUCUGAUUGAAGCUGCUGAACACCUGCCAAAGUGGCUGGACCCUGACAGCAGUGAAAACAGGGUAUUUCUGUAUCAUGGAGAGCUGCACAUAUUACCCAUGAGCAGUUCUUCUGGAGAGGUAGGCUUUUCAAGAGACUGCGUGCCCACUGUGCGUCAGGCUCUAGAGGUGCUGCACUCACACACUGACCGAUGUUUAGCCAAACAGACCAUACGAUCUGCUCUGAACCGAAGGAUUCAUGGGUAUCCAGAUAAAAUCCAGCAGAAUGUCCACAAUGCCCACUGUUAUGUGCCUGCGGGCAUUGCUGUGGUGUUGUCCAGGAGGCCUGAUCUUAUAGCCCCUGCCGUGUCUGCUUUCUAUCUGCGUGACCCUGUUGAUCUCCAGGCCUGCCGAACUUUCCACACCUUUCCUCCCAACACCAGAGUCAUGACGUCGGUAAAGUUUACUCGAUGCUUGUACGCACAGCUGCAGCAACAGAGUUUUGUUCCAGAUCGGCGGAGUGGUUUCAGUCUUCCCGCUCGCUCUCAUCCCCAGUACAGAGCUCACGAGCUGGGCAUGAAACUGGCUCAUGGCUUUGAAAUCUUGUGCUCCAAAAGUGGAGAGUCUUCAUCAGAUGAAGAGCCUUCAGUCAGCAGUAACCCAUUAUGGAGAGGCUUUUUAGAGAGCCUCAAAAAGAAUGGAUACUUUAAGGGGGAUCUAGAAGGAUCUGCUCGAUACAAAGAGCUUAUGACAUCAGCGGAGAGUUUCUUCAGACAGUCAGUGACAAGAACUCACCGGCCUGAUAUUCAUAAUCCUGGUGGUGAGGUGUUGAAGGUGUUACAGAGCGCCUCCUACAGUCUAGAAGACCUAAAAAGACAAGAAGCAAAUCUGCCACCAGAGGACAGUGAUGCAUGGCUGGACAUCUCACCUCAGGAGCUGGAGAGGCUGCUGGCGGAGCGAGGGGGUCGAGGAGUGACCGGUGAAGAGGUACAAGAAGAGGAAUCGGGAUACAGUCUGAUCGCUGUGACUCAAGGCAUGAAGAACUUCAUCAAUGCCAUGUCCUCGCAUGAAGGAGCUGAAAUACCAAGAUCCUGCUUGGCUGAGCCUUUUAGGUUUGAUCCAGAUUCAGUUACUAGUGCCCUUGAUAGACUUCUGGGAGCUAAAGAUGAUGAGCUAGACUCUGAUGACUUUGAGGAUGAUGACGAUGAUGAUGAAGCAGUGCAGAGCGGCGUCCCUCAGGAGCAGGCAGCCGGUGCAGAGACGCUGGACAAUCUCAGGAAAUACAUGGAUGAAAUGGACCUGGAGCUGCAAAGCACAAACAUUGGCAAAAGCUUUACUCAGAACAACAGAUCCAACAAUAAAACCGAGGCAUCUAAAAGCUCAUCUUCCACCUCGGCCUCAGAGCUCGUUGAAGAUAAAAUCCAACCGCUUGAUGUGGAUCUCAACCUGGUUACCAAUUUACUAGAGUCUCUGUCCUCUCAGGCGGGUCUGGCCGGUCCAGCGUCAAACCUACUGCAGAGUCUAGGUCUUCACAUCCCACCUGACACAGAUCAGCCCUGAAGUGGUGAAGAGACUUAUCUAACGCUGCCCACCCACACACACACACACAAACACACACUCACCGGUCCUUCACCUACUGCGCCUCUAUCUGCUGCCUGUCCUUUACGCUCCACACCCUGUUCUGAAAUAGCAGUCCGUACGCUGGUGUUUCCUUUGACACACAGCACUUCUAUUAAAAAAAACUCCAAUGGAGAUUUCUUAUUAGAGCAGUAGCAAGGGAUGAAAAGUUGCUGAUCAUGAUUUUUUCAAUCAAAUAUAAAUCUUUUUGAAUUAAGAUGGAAUUUUCUGAUGUUUGAUUUUUAAUUUUAUUUUAAAGUGAAAAUCCACCUUUUCCCACACUUUUCAGAUUAUGGGGUGCACUUCUAGUUUGGGGAACUUUCAAAAGAAACCAAAUGAAACAGUUUAUCUGAAAUAUCACGGUCAUAUUACAAAUAAUCCAUAUCUGUAGUGAAAACCGAGUGUCAAAUACAUUUUAACUUUAUGCUCUGUUUUUAUCAGUGGUGGAAAGAGUACAAAAAAAAUCAUACUCAAGUAAAAGUGCCUUUACUUACCUAAAAAUGUAGUGCAAGUAGAGUAAAAGUAUCUGUUGUAAAUAUUAUUCAAAGUAUGAGUAAAAAGACCUUUCAAAAGUACUCGUGAGUAGUGAGUAUUAUGCUGUAGAAAGCUGAUGCAUUAACAUGUCAUUUGUGGACGUGUGUAAACGUAACAUUCUGUAGUGCAUUUAGUUAUUGCCCAGCAGGCACACAACGUCAUAAGACAUUAAUAUUAGGUCAGAUUUAGGUUGUGAUGUCAGGUGACCAAAAUGUAACAUCUAGCCAGCGUCUAAGGACAACAUUUUUUUGACGUCCAAUAGUGACAUCAAUAGUUAACGUAAUGUUUCAGAUUUCUUCAAAAUAAACUCAUAAUUGUUUGGAACAA
Messenger RNA from Danio aesculapii, 2932 nucleotides. It is a transcript of the gene ecd, whose product is annotated as ecdysoneless homolog (Drosophila). Gene Ontology annotation, cellular component: nucleus. The transcript is spliced from 13 exons. Lineage: Eukaryota; Metazoa; Chordata; Actinopteri; Cypriniformes; Danionidae. Bases 131 to 2014 code for a protein of 627 amino acids. The record is from RefSeq and is a predicted model, not a curated record.